Molecule: messenger RNA, 1961 nt
Organism: Cryptomeria japonica (Japanese cedar)
Lineage: Eukaryota; Viridiplantae; Streptophyta; Pinopsida; Cupressales; Cupressaceae
Product: E3 ubiquitin-protein ligase RHF2A
Exons: 9
Coding region: 189-1454 (421 amino acids)
Molecular function (GO): ubiquitin-protein transferase activity
Source: RefSeq, a predicted model, not a curated record
AAGUUAGAAAUAAGAGUAUGAUAGAUAAUGGGUAAUUAAGUGGGAAAUCUAGAUGUUUAAGGACGGACUACCGGAGAAGCCUUUGACUCUUCGUGGGCGAAAAGUGGGCGGGUUGGAGUCGGGAGUAACAUCACUCUGCACAAUUGGCUUCUAUUUUGGCAGCCCUCUUUUUAAUCAGGAGAGCUUUAAUGGAUAACAACAAUGAGGACAACAAGACAGCCGAAUUAGCAGACACCCAUUUAAGUAGUGCAGCGGCCUUUGUGGAAGGAGGCAUACAGGAAGCUUGCGAAGAUGCCUGCAGCAUCUGCCUCGAUCCCUUCUCACACAAUGAUCCUUCUACGGUUACAACUUGUAAACACGAGUACCAUUUACAAUGCAUUCUGGACUGGUCUCAAAGAAGCAGACAGUGCCCUAUGUGCUGGCAGUUGCUUAGUUUGAAGGACCCUGCCAGUCAAGACUUACUUGAAGCUGUGGAAAAUGAAAAGAUCUCCAGAUUAAGAAGGCCUCAAAAUCUGUCAAAUUUUCAUCCUACUUUGUUUGAAGAUUUUAACUUACACAAUGUUCCAAUCAAUGCAGAUGAACUGGAUUUUGAAGAGCAUGUAAUGCAGCAUUUGGCAGGAAUGGCUGCAAUGAGCAGGGCACAUCAAUUUGCCAGGAGGGGAACGCCACAUAAUAGAUCUUCUGCUCAUGGUCACCCUCAUUUUAUUUUGCCUUCAUCAAAUCCUAAUAUGCUUCCUCCAACCCCCGUCUCCAAUUCUCCAGCUUCUCAGGGUGGAAAUUCUCCGGCAUUGACUGCAGACAGCCCUAUUACAUCUCUUGUAGCUGGUGAGGGCGAGCAACUUGAGCGAGCAUCUCAGUCGACUCAAGUGGAAUCUGAUUUCUAUUCAGCUAGGAGUGCAAUAAUGCCAACUGUUCCACAUAGGAAUGUUGCAGGACUUCCUUCCAUUAAGUCUCAAGGGAGAGCAGGACCAUCUGAAAUGCAGUCCUUUUCUGAAUCACUUAAAUGCCGAUUUUCAGCCAUGUCAGCCAGAUAUAAAGAAUCUAUUUCAAAGACUACAAGAGGUUUUAAGGAUAGACUAUGGGUAUGCAACACUUCCAUGAGAAAUCCUGGUCAGGAAGCUCAGCGGGCUGUAACUACAGGAAUUGGUAGUGUUGCCCAUAUGGUGGAGCAUCUUGAUCUGGAAGGCAAAAAUAGAAGAGGCAUUACCAUUGUUCCCAAAGAUACUGAAGGAAGCUCAGGAAAUGGACCUUCUAGGCAACACAUUUAUGAGAACCAUGGUAAGAUGUGUUCUGGCAACAACAUCGGAGUAAAUUUAUGCCCUUCAAGUUCAGGUUCAAGCCGAGUUGCUCCACAGCCUCUGAACAGUGAAUCUAGUAGUAGCAUGGACACUUCCUCUUUGAAGGAUGUAGAAGACAACAGUGGUGGUGGAACUGGUGUGCAGCGUACCAUGUAGUAUCAAAUUGUGGGCUAAGAUCAAUCAUGUCAAGUUCAGUUGUCUCCUUCACAGAAUGGUACUCAUACCUGUUGUCAUGUCAUGUAAGAGACGUAAUGAAUCGUAUAUAUCCUGUGACUUGUUUAUAAGCUGAAAGAAAUGAUUCUCCUAGUUGCAGUUGUGCUUUCAAGCAAUAAAGUAAUUAAUCCAUGUGAUUGUAUAAAUUGCACUGAAGUCUAUGUAAAAUACUAAAAAUUAAUAUUUGUGUAGUGGUAAGUUUUUAAUUUGUCGAAGGGGAAAUGAUCAAAACUCUUAAAUACUGUCAAAUACUCAGGUCUGACCUGGAGUGCAAUUAUUAUAGCACAGCUUCAGUGAUGCAAAUUGAAGUGCUUGGUUAAUGCCAUCUUUGGAGUUGUUAAUAUAUUAAAUUGUUGUUUCAGUUACAGUAUCAGGAACUUGGGACAAAUACAAGUGUACGGAAAGGAAUGUUUGAUAUAAAGUGAAUAAUGGGGUAAAAGAGUUAGAACA